AUGUUCCUAGUCUUCGCGUUAUCCUUUUUUAUUGUAUUCAUAAAAGAAUCGACUUCACAGCAAGGCACUGUGACUUGCGGCUCAGUGCUCAAGCUAGUGAAUACUGAUUUCAAUGCGCGACUUCACUCACACGAAGUUCAGUAUGGUAGUGGGAGUGGGCAGCAAUCUGUUACCGCUGUAUCUGACGAAAUGGAUACAAACAGCUAUUGGCAGGUUGUUGAACGUAAUGGUAGCCCUCAAUGCAAUCGAGGUAGAGUUAUAAAAUGUGGACAGAAAAUCAGACUCAUGCAUCUUUCAACUCGGAAAUAUCUUCACAGUCAUCAUUUUCAGUCUCCUCUUUCGCCUAAUUAUGAAGUCUCAGCAUUCAGUAAUAAUGGAGUAGGCGAUGAAGGCGAUGAUUGGCAAAUUAUCUGCGAUGGUGUCUACUGGAAACAAUCGUCAAACAUUCGUUUAAAGCAUAUUUCCACAGAGGGAUACCUUCAUUUAUCAGGUAAACGAUAUAGUAGACCUAUAUCUGGACAAUAUGAAGUAUCUUCAACUCCAAAAUUAACUAAUGCAAUUACAUGGACAACUACAGAAGGUGUAUAUAUUGAUCCAAUUGAUUUUUUAAAUAAAUCAACAUAUUCGCAUGAUGAAUUCUGA
This is a messenger RNA of Schistosoma rodhaini, 642 nucleotides long. The record is from the annotation of a GenBank genome assembly. NCBI's taxonomy places the organism in Eukaryota, Metazoa, Platyhelminthes, Trematoda, Strigeidida, Schistosomatidae.